Molecule: messenger RNA, 1538 nt
Organism: Aricia agestis (brown argus)
Lineage: Eukaryota; Metazoa; Arthropoda; Insecta; Lepidoptera; Lycaenidae
Gene: Rpt2
Product: 26S proteasome regulatory subunit 4
Exons: 9
Coding region: 113-1432 (439 amino acids)
Biological process (GO): proteasome-mediated ubiquitin-dependent protein catabolic process
Cellular component (GO): proteasome regulatory particle, base subcomplex
Molecular function (GO): ATP binding; proteasome-activating activity; ATP hydrolysis activity
Source: RefSeq, a predicted model, not a curated record
GCUUAGGAAAUGUCAAAUUUGUAUGAAUUCAUGAUUUGUAAGUUUACGAAAGAAUAAUAAAAUUAUUAUAAAGGGAAUAAUUAUUCUGUAAUAAGUUUAACUAAAUCCCAAAAUGGGACAAAAUCAAUCUGGAAGUGGAAGCGGCGGAGACAAAAAAGAUGACAAAGAUAAGAAGAAAAAGUAUGAACCCCCAAUUCCGACGAGAGUCGGCAAAAAGAAGCGCAAGGCCAAGGGUCCUGAUGCUGCUCUGAAACUACCUCAAGUGACCCCUCACACUCGCUGUAGGCUAAAGCUGCUAAAGCUUGAAAGAAUCAAGGAUUACUUGUUGAUGGAGGAGGAGUUCAUCCGCAAUCAAGAAAGGCUGAAGCCCCAGGAGGAGAAAAUCGAAGAAGAAAGAUCAAAGGUUGAUGACCUCCGUGGGACACCAAUGUCCGUGGGAAACCUGGAGGAGAUUAUCGAUGACAAUCACGCUAUAGUGUCGACAUCAGUUGGCAGUGAACAUUAUGUCAGCAUUUUGUCCUUUGUUGACAAAGAUCAGUUGGAGCCUGGGUGCUCGGUACUGCUUAAUCAUAAGGUGCAUGCUGUUGUUGGUGUACUCGGAGAUGACACAGAUCCCAUGGUGUCCGUGAUGAAGCUGGAGAAAGCACCUCAGGAGACUUACGCCGACAUUGGAGGACUUGAUACUCAAAUACAGGAAAUCAAGGAAUCUGUGGAGUUGCCACUGACUCAUCCAGAGUACUAUGAGGAGAUGGGUAUUAAACCACCAAAAGGUGUCAUUCUGUAUGGACCUCCAGGCACUGGCAAGACUUUACUGGCUAAAGCUGUGGCAAACCAGACCUCUGCUACAUUUUUAAGAGUUGUUGGUUCUGAGUUGAUUCAGAAAUACUUGGGUGAUGGACCAAAAUUAGUUCGAGAGCUGUUCAGGGUUGCAGAGGAGCAUGCACCGUCUAUUGUAUUCAUUGAUGAAAUUGAUGCUGUGGGAACUAAACGGUAUGACUCAAACUCUGGAGGAGAGAGGGAGAUUCAAAGAACUAUGUUGGAGUUAUUGAAUCAGCUGGAUGGUUUUGACUCACGAGGUGAUGUUAAGGUGAUUAUGGCAACUAACAGAAUAGAAACUUUGGAUCCUGCUCUCAUUCGUCCCGGUCGUAUUGAUAGAAAGAUUGAGUUCCCACUGCCGGAUGAAAAAACCAAGAGAAGGAUUUUCACUAUUCACACCUCCAGGAUGACGCUGUCUGAUGAUGUUAACCUUUCAGAACUGAUUAUGUCUAAGGACGACCUCUCUGGUGCCGACAUCAAGGCUAUUUGUACUGAAGCUGGUCUCAUGGCGCUGCGAGAGCGGCGUAUGAAAGUCACCAAUGAGGACUUCAAGAAGUCUAAGGAGAGUGUUUUGUAUCGAAAGAAAGAAGGCACCCCGGAAGGACUUUACCUUUAAACACUUCAUAAUAAAAUAUACUGUGCAUUUUCUACUUAAUCUUUAGAAAUGUCACUAAUGUAUUUUAAAUAUUAUAUUAAUAAAAGUAAUAUCAAAAUUAACAGUA